AUGCCGACUCCAAAAUCGGUUCUAAGACCGCAGAUAAAAAGCCUAAUUCGCCGGAUUCCACAGUCAUCUCUGGAUCACCAAUCCCAGCUUAUUCUAGAUGUUUUAAAAUCGGUUUUAAAACCUUACUCGUCUGUGGCAUGUUUCAUGGAUAUGGGUCGUGGAGAAGUGCGCACCUUGCCUAUUAUACGGUACUUAUUCGAUACUAACAAAAAAGUGUAUUUGCCAAGAUGCACUAACACCAGGGCCAGUGGACACCAGGUUUUAAGACAGGGCGUUGAAUCUCAUCCGCAUUUGACGUUCCAUGAAAUGCGCAAUAUCGCACAGGUGGAAAACCUGCAACCACAAGGCAAAUACCAGCUACUUGAACCGCCUCUGGAAGAGCCACAUCCACACCCUCCAAGCCUCGACGUUGUUCUAGUUCCAGGUGUAGCGUUUUGUCUCGAAACUGGGGCAAGAAUGGGCCAUGGAGCUGGAUUCUACGAUGAUUUUAUCCAUCGAACGGUACAUCAGCAUGGAAAACGACCGUUACUGGUAGGUUUGGCGCUCCAGGAACAAGUCGUUCCGUAUGUCCCCACUGAGGCUCACGAUCAUCACAUGGACGCUGUGGUGUGUGGUAACGGCACCAUUCAUUGGAUCGAACCAAACCAAACCAAUGUUUAA
Molecule: messenger RNA, 660 nt
Organism: Lachancea lanzarotensis
Lineage: Eukaryota; Fungi; Ascomycota; Saccharomycetes; Saccharomycetales; Saccharomycetaceae
Gene: FAU1
Product: LALA0S18e00144g1_1
Exons: 1
Coding region: 1-660 (219 amino acids)
Biological process (GO): folic acid-containing compound biosynthetic process; tetrahydrofolate interconversion
Cellular component (GO): mitochondrion
Molecular function (GO): 5-formyltetrahydrofolate cyclo-ligase activity
Source: RefSeq, a predicted model, not a curated record